Molecule: messenger RNA, 1173 nt
Organism: Amaranthus tricolor (Joseph's coat)
Lineage: Eukaryota; Viridiplantae; Streptophyta; Magnoliopsida; Caryophyllales; Amaranthaceae
Exons: 2
Coding region: 1-1173 (390 amino acids)
Molecular function (GO): nucleic acid binding
Source: RefSeq, a predicted model, not a curated record
AUGGCUUCAAAUGAUGACGAUGAGCUAAAGGGGGCUUGGUAUUUUGGAUCAAAUGCAUACGAUUCACAGUCAAGCUCCAGUUCUGACGAGGAACCACAAGAAAUUGAUGCACAACAAAUAGAACAACAAGAUCAACGUAAACCAAGGCUUACAAACGAGUUGAGGCAUGUCAAUUUACAUGAAAUGUUGUCACUUAAAGUAAGUGACUCACUCCCACAUGGUACAUUCGUACGAAUAGCAAACAAAUACGGUUACACACCAAGAUCAAUUCGAAACUUAUGGAAACGUGCAAUUGAAACCAAAGAAGAAAACAAGCCUUAUGUUGUCGAUUCAAAGUACAAGAAUUGUGGAAGAAAAAGAGUUCAAGUGCCACCAAACGUACUUGAAUCAAAACCAAUGGGUGAACGUACAUGCAUAAGAGAUGUUGCAACAUGCUUAGACUUGGCACCAACAACGGUUUGGCGAUUGAUACGAAGGGGGGUGAUUAAGGCACAUUCAAAUCCAUUACACCCUUAUUUAACGGAUGCAAACAAGGCAAGUAGGGUUGAGUUGAUUUUAAGUCUCAUUCAAGAAGAUACAAUUCAUCGUCAUCCAAUGUAUAAAGGUAUGUAUGACUUCAUACAUAUUGAUGAAAAAUGGUUUUACUUAACCAAGAAGACACAAAGAGUUUAUCUAGCACACAAAGAAAAAAUUCCAUAUAGAGCGGGAAAGUCAUCAAAAUUCAUUCCAAAAGCCAUGUUUUUAGGGGCGGUUGCAAGGCCUACAUGGAAUCAAUAUGGCCAAUGCACAUUUGAUGGGAAAAUCAGAAUUUUCCCUUUCGUAAGUAGGGUUGCAGCACAAAGAAAUUCAAUUAACCGUCCAAAGGGGUCUAUAGAAAUUAAACCAACUGAUUCAGUUACUCAGGAAGUUUAUAGGAGCAUGCUCAUAGAACAAUUAAUUCCAGCAAUUCUUAGAAAAUGGCCAAGUGAUGGUCCAUCGAUAAUUUUCAUCCAACAAGAUAAUGCAAGGGUUCACAUAACAAAUGAUGAUCCAAUUUGGCAACAAAACAACAGUAAAAAUGGAGUAAAAAUGAGGAAUGAACAGGGGAUAAAAGCUAAGAAAGCCAUGGAAGAAAGUCAAAGAAGAGAGAGAAAGCAACGACUUCUUUUGGGGAGAGGAAGCAGAAUAUAUUGA